Molecule: messenger RNA, 9226 nt
Organism: Cephus cinctus (wheat stem sawfly)
Lineage: Eukaryota; Metazoa; Arthropoda; Insecta; Hymenoptera; Cephidae
Product: mucin-3B
Exons: 8
Coding region: 1076-3406 (776 amino acids)
Biological process (GO): regulation of transcription by RNA polymerase II
Molecular function (GO): DNA-binding transcription factor activity, RNA polymerase II-specific; protein dimerization activity; RNA polymerase II cis-regulatory region sequence-specific DNA binding
Source: RefSeq, a predicted model, not a curated record
UAGGCUUCAGUCGGCACUCGCCACUCGCGCGGUACAACUUUCGUUCGUCCUAAGAUUCUAUUAUUCCUAGGAGCCUUGGUAGUUGGGGCUCGUUUUCACAGGCGCGCGCGCGCGUGCCUCGCGGGCUGCGAGACUUCAAAGUUAAAACUUGAAGAACUUGACAGUUCAGACCAAUUGCAUGCCUCGGUGCGCCCGGGUAAAGCGAGCAGGGACUUUGCCCGAUCCACGUGGCAUCGCUGCUCUUAAUUAUUGGCAUAAUCCGUAGGAAUGCGUGCCAGUGAUUUCUGUGCUCCGUUGAAAAAGUGCGGCAGCAUUUCUGCCGACUGCCAAUGACGCUACUUUGCUAUGAUCAAGUUCAAGACACCCUGUGGGAUUGUGUUCCGUGACGUCGUUGUCCGGCGUUGCUCCUGCGACUGUGUCGUUAACGAAAGUUCAAAGGUCGAAGGACAGUUCACGCUGAGGGACUUCGAUCACUGCCGAUCACUUUGGGACUAUUCGAGACUGUACGGUGGUAGCUCCCAAGAGCACUAUAGUGUCCAAGACACUCGCCCGUGAAAUCGAUGUUUCCUGCGUUCGAGGCUAAUUUCCCUCUUCCCAAGGACCUGCGAGUUUUCGGAACGCCGAGCACGUGAAUCGUCGGACGAAACCGCGCGGUCCGUUUCGCUUGUCCCGAAGGUGUCUCAUAUCGGUGCGAUCCUGCCGGAACUGCCGCCGAUAACGUGCCGUGGAUGGUGCGCGGCUGUUGUAGAUGCGUCACGCAAGGUCUUUGGGAGGAGACGCCGGUCGCGUCUCUCGGGAGAAAAUACAUUGAGAAGUCGAGCUUCGGUCAACGUAAAUAAUAAUACGGAUACCGAAGUGUCUAUGGAAAUGCAGCUUUGACACGUGCAGUGUCAGCUGGCAGAGUCUGCGGGUGCUGAGCAGCCUCGUCGAUGACAAGGAAAUCUUUGCGAAACUGCGAAACUGUUCGAAGCCAGGGUCUAAGGCAAAAGGACGGAUCUUGGGGACGAGUGCAGAGAGUUCGGAGUCGAAGUCGAGACGCCGUCGUGUCCAGCGUCGCCUUCGUCGCCCGUGAAAAAUGGGAGUUUUGUUGAUGGGAGAAGGAACGCCGACGGUUCGCAAUCACAUGAGCUUUAACGUGGCCGUCGUAUCGUCCGCCCUGGCGAGGAACGAGAGCAGCGGGGGGGCGGCCGACGUUGCCGUUGGUGCCGUUGGUGCCGUUGGUUCCAUUGGUGCCAUUGGUGGGCUACAGAAGACGAACGCUAACGAUUUACAAUCGACGAUGAUCGAUCUUGGGAACGACGAAUCGGUGCGCUGGAUGCCGCCGCCGCCGAAAAAAAAAUGGAUACGGCAUUACCUUCUCGAGGAGGAGCCGCUCGAGAAAAGUAAAACGAAUGGCAAUCACUCGAGCGGACUGCGAGAAAGUCCAGUUGUUUCCAGUUCCCGGACGACGCCACCCGUCGCGUCGAUUAUUGCGAAUCCCAUCGCCGGACACGUCACUGCCUUUCACUCCGUCGCCUUGCAGCAACAGCAACAACAACAGCUACCGCACCAGAUACAACAUCAACAGCCGCUGCAGCCUCAGCAACAUCAUCACAACAAUCACAACAGUACACAAAGUCACUAUCUGGAGAAUCACAAUUCGAAUCACAGUCAUGCCAGUGGACCACUCGUGGUUGACCUUGAGAGCAGCCAUGAUAACAAGAGGCAUCGAAAUGGGCCAUGUGUAAUCCGUUCUGGCACGAGAGAGGUGCAUAACAAAUUGGAGAAGAAUCGCAGAGCGCACCUCAAAGAGUGCUUUGAGUUGCUGAAGAGACAGCUGCCGUCCCAAGACGAGAAGAAAUCCUCGAACCUUUCGAUUCUCCAUGCCGCUAUAAAGCAUAUACAGGCUCAAAGAAAGAAGGAGCGCGAUUACGAGCACGAGAUGGAGAGGUUGGCCAGAGAGAAGAUUGCCGCCCAGCAGAGGUUGGCAGCCUUGAAGAAGGAGCUGGCAGCAACUUGGGAUCACAUUGACUUCAACACGUUGCUGCCCGAGCAAAGCUGCACGAUGGAUGCCACGGCGAGGCAAACCUUCUCGGAAAGCAUGGACGUCGACGUUACUGGUCUUGCUCGCGGUGGCACCAGGUAUAGCAGCACCAGCAGCCUCAGUAGCGCAGCAACGGCGAAUUCGCCCCAGAAUCUUCAGACGACGCACACGACGCACGCGGCACACACGACGCACGCGACGCCGCCGAGCAUUCACAGUCAGGCCGCGACGGCGGCCGUCGUCUGUCAGACCCAAGGUCUCAACUUGGCCCAGGGCUCCAGGGAAAGUCCGCCAGCGAGUUCCAGUCCUAGAGCGUCGACGCCAAGUAUUCCUACACCUGCGCAGGAGAAGGUCAACACCUCGCCGACGAUCGUGCAGCAAUCUCAUCUUCAUCUGCCCAUCAGUGCUCAGAUGCUGAACACCAGUCAAGGGCUGGCGACUAUCGUCCCGACGCUCCAGCAUCUCGGCUCCGGGCUUCGGGUUAUACCUGGUGACACGAGGCAACUCCUGGUGACGCACACGACCGCCGGCAGUAACGAGUCCCGACCGCUGACCUUGGCUGUGCAGAGCAGCACCGAUCAGUCCAGGACGCCUCUGAUCGCCGUGCAGUCGAACACUGGAAGCGAGCCAAGGCCCGUUGCACUGGUCGUUCACUCCUCGGCGGCGAACGACAACAGGGUGACGUUUGUCCAUUCGAAUCUGUCCAAUAAUGACAGGCCUUUGGCUCUGGCUGUUCAGUCGACUGCUAGUGAUGUCAGACCACUCACUUUCGUCCAUUCUGGGAACGAGGCGAGACCUCUCGUUCUGGCUACACACUCACCAGCCCUUAGUGUCUCCGCUGCUCAAACCAGGAUAAGAACAAGCGAGUCACAGACGACUCACAAGAUGGUUGGCGGUGUGACUCUCGUUGGUGGUAACGGAUCUGAGCUGACGAGAUUGCCAGGUGGAGCAGAACUGAAUAUCCUUCCGGCAAACGGGUUGACCCUGAGCCACGCCGGGGUGUCGCUGCAAACAACAGCUGGUAAAUCUGGCUCAACCAUCAUGCAGAGUACACCCUCGACAGAAGGAAUAGCUCACAUGGUCAGUCAACAUACUCCGCUGUCCACUUUGACCCCACUGGUCACCCCCAUGACCGUCGUCUCCCAAGGCAGUCAAGUGACGGCCCACAUCCUGGCACCGUCUAGUCUCGCCGGAAAGAUGAUAACAACGCCAAUCCUGAAGUCCGUAGGUCAAAUGCCCCUGGUGAACGCCCAGUAUUUGAACACGACGACACUUGUGAAACCAGUGGUCGUCGUGAGUUCACCGUCAAAUGCGAGCGUCGUCUCUUCGACGCCAGCAUCCAGCAACCAGUCGCCUUCCUCCAGCGCGCACUCGAGCGUCUGACAAAAUCAAAGGAAGACGAAGCUCAUCUGAGACAGGCCAAAUUCACUCCUGCACCUUGCAGAUUGUCGUGCAUUCUCGAAAUUGGGACGCGACGCGAAUCCUUCCCGCCAGUAUGGACGUAGUGAACUCGACUCCUCAGCAUCGUGGAGCCUUCGCAAUGUGUCCGCGAGGAGGAGGCACCUGGAGUUGACGUUGAAUUGGUACAACAGGCGAGAGAGCAUCCCCGGAAUAAAGUCACGAUUCGUGGGACGCUGAAGCAGAUAAAAUCUUGUGAAGAUUUUCAAGAGGUUAUUUCGUUUUGAACGAAAACCGUAAUCUUCGAGAUAUCGAAUGAGGUGGCGUCAGCGGUGGGAUCCACGCAGCUACUAAAGAAGCUUUUGCAAUAGAUGACUGUGACAGAAAGUGCGAGAAGCUACGAAGCUGUCGCCACGUGUCUAACGAUUCUUUUCGCCUAUUAACGAUUAGAUAUUUUUGAAGUGCACCGGCGAUGCCAAGUAGUCGAUAAGACCAAAGUUUCUUGCGUAGGUAGCUAGUUGCGCUCUAUUCGUUGCUCAUUGUUCUAAGGCCUCGACAUAGGCAUCAGUGUCGGUGCUGUUAGCAGGAGGAUGCACCAAUCGAUUGUUCGCGUUUCACUUGUAUUGAGUUAUCGGCAACUUUUUUGAACUUUAUCUGACUGAAGAUUUUCUUUUGAAUUUCGAACGAGUAGAGAGACGCGCGCGUACGCUGGUUGUGCUCUGAGGGACCGAGAGAACCCAAUAUAUCUGAUAACGAAUGUACCUAAUGACCGGAACUAUCUAAGCGGGAUUGAUCUUCGUUUCCGGUUGAGGACUCGAGGCCGUUUCGAAAAUUUCCAAAUGUCAUUAAUAUCUCUAAGUGAAUUCUUUCUUUUUUUCUUCUCUAUUUUGCUAACAUGGAAUCCGCAUGUACAUUACAAAAUUUCUUUAUGGGGUUAUUUUAAUCUCAUAUUCAACUUUCACUUCAAAUCCUUGAACGAUAUGAUACCAAGAAUAUCAUUUGGUAUUGAAAAAUUUUGUUAGCAACCGUUCGAUGAUCAGUCUUCGCAAUUUCGAAUUGGUCGAUACGUAUUAAAUUGGUGAGAUGAUAGUAUUUUGAAAUGUGCCGAUUGGAAAAUUGUUAUUUGAAUUGUUUGAAUGAGAGAGAAAGAGAGAGAGAGAGAGAGAGAGAGAGAGAGAGAGAGAGAGAGAGAGAGAGAGAGAGAGAGAGAGAGAGACAAAAAGAAGUGACGUUAAAGAAGAACAAUUGUCCCGUAAAAGAAAUUCAUAGCGGUUUCUGAAUUUCAUGAUGAAUUUUAGUAUAUAUGUUCUUGAGUGUACAGAUGCGUAUGGAAUCUACGUCGCAUGAUCAUGUGCAAGAGUUGGAAACGACAUUGGUUCUGUUUCAAAAGUUUUCCGGCUAGAGGCGCAGGAAAAAAUAAAAUUUUUAAAAUAGUAAACGUUUAUCGAGAUAAUAAUCAUUCGUGGGUAAUGUAUUAUUGUCAACUAUGUCGUAUUAGCAAUGAUGUCAAGAAAGAAGUUGCAGAGUGAGAGAAAGUAUUAAUUACCAUUAUUUGACCAAAUCAACUUGUAACGAACUAUAUUUAAUUCCUAUCAAUAUGGGUUCAGUGAGGUUUCCCUAUUCUGUAACUUCUUUCUGUGCGCAUGUAUAUACGUAUAUACGACUGUACACGGUCUUCACCGCUGCGAUCGUCACGCCUUUUGUACGUUAGUAUUAUUUUUUCACGUUCGCGUAAUCUCCCUCUUUUUUUUUCCAUGUUUUAAAUUAUUUAGUUGAGCGUCAUCAACUUGAAUCAACGAGGGGUUGUUAUGUUAUAUAUAUACAGGGUUAUUCACGGCAAACCCGCAAUUGACCGUGAACGAAUGAUUUCAUGAAUCAGAGCAGAAUUUCACAUUCUUUCAUUUCUUUAACAUGGCCGCACUGCCUCUCGAUUAACAGAAUUGUUCGAUCGCGUCCAACUUCAGCUGGUGCGUUUCCCGUGAAUAACCCGGUAUACAUAGUAUUACACGAUAUAUACAUAUAUGUGCCGCGCGUAUAAAUUGAAUCGAUUGUUCGAUUUGUACACCCGGCUGUGAUGGAGUCGUCGGUACUUGUACGCAACGGAUAGGGAUAGUAAGCUAUUGGCUAAUUUUUAAAUGCGUCCAAGAACAGAAAGAAUAAAAGGAAGAUAGGAAAAGGGGAUUCACCCUCCAAGAGGCGCCACAUUCGCGGUAAAGAGAAAACCCGUAGCCUGCACUUUCUUUAUAUCUUUGUUCACCCUCGCGCGUAUCUAGUAUGUGCAGGGUGUUUGGUUAGUUAGGAACCUUCCGAGUCCUUUGAUCCUUCGGCCACGACUACAAUGAACUGAACCAAAUAUCCCGAUACGCACUCUUCGACUCCUGCUCUGCCACGGUAUAUCGUCCACCGCUUUCUUUCUUAUUCUUGUCCCCAUCAUCGCCGUUCAAUCCGCCCACUCUUGUUUUCGCUCUUUUUAAGUCAAUAUUAUUUUUUUCAAAAGUCUGCUUUUCAUGUAAACUCAAGCUAUACGUCGACUUUAGUUGAUCCAGAGCAUAGCUGAAAGCGCGCGAGUACAUUUGAAGCGAGUGUGUUUGAAUGUAGCAGAAACAGAGGAGGAAAGGAAAAGCGAAGGAACAAUGAAGUAUGAAAUUGUAAGACCAAGAGAAGAAAUUGUAAGAGAAUUGCGAAUGGAAUGCAUGGUUGUGUGUGCGACAGUUGGCAAAAGAUGAUAACAUGAAUGAAGAGGCGGCGGGCGGCUGGCGGCUGGCGGGGUGGAGGGUGUGGAGCACGAGGCAUCAAAGAUGGCGUUGCGUGUCGGAUAUUAGCGGCGCAGCACGCUUGUAAAUAUUGUACAUGGAGAGAUGUAUGUUGCGCAAAGGGUAGGAAUGCGGAGGGCGGGGAGGGAGAUCGUACAAGACAAUGUGAUAUAAGUAAUUAAUGGAAUUAAUUAACAAUCGUAACGAUUAAGGGGAAAAAAAAAAAGAAAUGAAACGUUAAGCAAUUUCCGAUCGUAGACGUCCGUCACUAACUGUUAUUAUUGGAUUAACGUCGCAGAACACACGUACACACAUAUACACGCAGGACGAUACCCUAAUUGUACAUAGUAUACAAAGAAGAAACUAAAUGAAAUCACGAAAUACAGUUAUAUUGAAUACAAACGAUACCCACGUGCGGCCAAUUUUUACUGUCCCGGUGGAACUGGAGGACGUCACUCGUCACUGCGUCAUCUAACCAUAAGUAACAAACAAAACUACGGCGGCACAGUAGCUAACGGGCGUGAACAGCCGUGAAAGAAUUCUUUGAAGAAUUCGUGUUCCUUAGGGCCAGAGGGUGGUGGUUCCUCUCAAGUGCUGGACUCGGUACUUGUCGGCCGCCAUUGUCCAAUGAGCAACGACGACCAACGGACGGACCGUUUGUAUUUCCCUUUGAUCUCGCAAUGGUCAGUUUCAUGUUUCCAUUGACGUCACUGAAUUCUUUUUUUUUUUGUUUUUUUUUUCCCAUUGCACUCUGACCAAACGUCUGAUAUUCCGUCGUGUCGUUAUUGUCCCGGGCGGUGGGCGGCGGGAGGUUCGGAGUUGGUUUGUUGUUAUCGAGCGAAUUAUUGUAAACCGGGGAUUCCUUCGUUCGAUCUGUAUUUGCUCAUAGACUGAACAGUACAAGAAAACUGCCGUUCAUUCGAUAGCCUUUACUUCUCGCGAAGUUCUCGACAAUGAGAGCGGAGAAUCAAGGGAGAGCGCUUACGCGGGAAGUUCAAACUGGCCAUAAUGCUCUUUCAUUCUUUGGCUUUAUUUCCUUCCGAGAAUACAAAACCGAAAGAGGGAAGUAUCGGUGCCGCCUUUUCGCUUUAAUGAAAUUUAGCCGAUCAUCGAUAAUCGUGCGCGGCACGCCCUGACGAUGUGACAACGGAUUAACGAAUUAUUGAGUGACAAAAUUAAAGGAAAACAUGUCAAUGGAUUAAACGUUAUCCAACUGUUGUUAUCAUUACCGACGUUCAGUAAAAUCGAUAUAGGCUUUUGCUAUUUGCUUCGAUCGUAACUGUCAUUCGAUUCCCUCCGAAUUUACUCUGCCGAACGUCGUCUUGAUGUUACAGGAAGUUAUCUUUUGUUCUGAGCCAGCUGUUCCACGAUACGCGGGAUAGUAAUUGUAACGGUGUACCUACGGCGACGUCACGUUUAAGUGAAUUUCAACGGCGAAUCGCUUACUUCUACGGUGGACCGAACGAAACCCAUGAGAACUCUCGCCUUAAAACGAGAGAAAUUGUAUGGAACCUCAGCUUUCGUUGCCUCGUUUAAACGUACCAAACAAUAGUUUUGCAGAAUUGGCUGAGCGUAGAUGGUAUAGAUGGAGUUCGCGAGCCUACCAUUAUUUUCAUCUGAACUUAAUCAUAAUAUGUGUCUUAUAAUAUUCUAAGUGUUACGAUAAUAAAUUAAGGGAUAAGACAUUAAGGUAUGUAUGCUAAGAGAGUCUUUAACACGGGGCCCAAAGAUUGUGGCUAGUCUUGGCAAGAAAAUUUUCAUCAUUUACUCGAAUCGCCGUACGAUCGUUUACCUGAGUUCCAAUGUUUUUCAUUAUAGUCUCAUAAGCGAUUGCGGUUCGCCUAAUUUUAUUAAGAAAGUACAAACGGAACGCGAAUCAAAAGCCUAUUGAUAAUUCUUUGUAAAAUGAUGGCAGUCGUCUUUGGGCCCGGCUGAUCGAAGGCUCCUCCUAAGUAUCGGUAAUUACGAAUUAAAAAUUAAAUAGCCUCACUGCUCAAAACGUACGAAGCUAGAUUGUCGAAAUUAUCAGGAGGCUGUCGCGUUGGCUCUCGCUCGCAAAGCCUCGCAUAGAGAGAAACGCUCGGAUUUCUAGGAGCGAAGAUCAAAUGGUCGACGAAGCAGCGGAUCGUCGUAGAUGGUCGAGUCAUUGGUUCUGGGCGGAUCUGGCGCGAACCUUUUUUCCUCCUCUGGCACUGCUCCUCGUUUGACGUCACGCGGUAAAGUCAAGCUUUCAUUUGCAAAAUCGACAAAUGAGCCAAACGGAAUCAUUGUUUCUUGGCACGCGAAAGGGAACUAAUAUUUUUUCUUAUUUCGUUGUGUAAGUCAUCGUUGACGUUGAUUCGUUUCUUCUUUUUUUUAGAACCAGGGAGAGGAGGGUAGGAGGAUGACGUGGUUGGUGGUUGUCGCGCAAUUUGUCAACCGUCGUACGCGUACAGUCGUAUGCGUGUGGGUAGAAAAUAUAUCAGAAUUCCAUAUCUUCGAUUUCAGUAGGACGGGACGUCGAGUCGAGUGACGAACGAUCAAGUUGAUUGAAGUUGAUGCAGUGAUUGAAGUUGGUGUUGAUGUUGAGCGUCGCCAGAGUCCAGACGGACGCGUCUCCGAACUGGUGGUCGGUUGGUCCAUGAAAGAUUCGGUCCUGGAAAGACGGUCUCUUCCGGGUCCGUUUUCUUGGCGACAGGCGGAAUUGUAGAAUACUUUUUUACGUAAGAAGAAAGGACGGCGGCCGUAGCGCGGACAAUUUUCGUCAGGCAUGACGGUCCGAAUGGACUGAAAUUUGAAAAUUAUAAAAUGCAAAAAUAAAGUUGUUAAAGAGGCGUCCCUGCGCCGAGUGGAGAUCGGCGUGUAAUUAGCCGGUUAAGAUAGUCGCGGAGUUAUCGUUAAUUCUUUCUUGUACAUUGACUCUGUAUAUUUCUGUAUAUAGGCAAACUUGAUAAUAUUGAUAAAUUUACUAAAUGUCUAUGUGUUAACGAUUACGAUAAGAGACACAGUUACGAUUCUAUGUAAAUACAUAAAACAAGUCUACUUGCUGUAAUAAAAUCGGUAUGAAAAUUUG